Messenger RNA from Labrus bergylta (ballan wrasse), 2006 nucleotides. The record is from RefSeq and is a predicted model, not a curated record. Lineage: Eukaryota; Metazoa; Chordata; Actinopteri; Labriformes; Labridae.
AACGCGGCCCCCGCAUGAACAACACCCCCCAGCUCUCUUCGGGGCCCACCCUCAUUUCCAGCAGCGUCAAAGGUCCUGGUGGUGGCGGCGGCGGCGGCAGCAUCUUCGGAGGGGGGAUGAGACACAGCAACAGCCACUCCUCCUUCUCCCACUCCUUCCACAACCUGGCGCAGCUGCCGCCGUCCUACGAGCUCGCCAUGAAACCCGAGAUCAGCCGCUACAGCUCCCUAAAGAAGCUGGAUUAUUUUAAGGUUCGCAUGAAAACAGAGAGUGGAGAUCAGGCAGGCUGUCAUGAUUCUGUUAGAGAGGUCGACAUCGUGCCCAGAGGUCGGCCUCACACUCUCCCUGCGCUGAUCAAUAACACAUACCACGCCCACGCCACCGGAUCUGUGGCGCUGCACACGUCUCUGCCAACUGAACCGGCGCUCUCCAGUGAACCUCCGCCGCGGCAGCAGGAGAUUUCUGUGACUCAGCUGCCGGAGCGGGAGAACGAGCCGAACGUGAGCGUCCUGACCACACUGGAGAGACGCUUCAACCUCCAGAGCGCCGAUGUGGGCGUCAUCGCCAGCAGCUUUGAAAUUGGCAACCUGGCCCUCAUCCUGUUCGUCAGCUAUUUCGGCGCCAAGGCCCACAGGCCGCGCCUGAUUGGCUGCGGAGGGAUCGUCAUGGCGUUGGGGGCCCUGCUGUCGGCCCUGCCGGAGUUCCUGACUCAUCAAUACGAGUACGAGGCCGGGGACUCGUGGCAUGCCGAGGACGGCAGGGACGUCUGCUCGAACAUCACGCGGUCAGAGAACAGAGACUCGGGCUUUAAAUGUGGAAACAGAGCCAACACCAACAUGAUGUACCUGCUGCUGAUUGGAGCUCAGGUCCUGCUGGGCAUCGGAGCCACGCCCGUCCAGCCUCUGGGCGUGUCCUACAUCGACGACCACGUGCACAGGAAGGACUCCUCGCUCUAUAUAGGUAUUUUAUUUUCCACGUUGGUGUUCGGCCCGGCCUGUGGCUUCAUCUUAGGUUCUGUCUGUACCAAAGUCUACGUGGACGCAGUCUUCAUCGACACCAGUAAGCUGGACAUCACCCCCGAUGACCCUCGGUGGAUCGGGGCGUGGUGGGGCGGGUUCCUCCUAUGCGGUGCCUUACUCUUCCUGUCGGCCCUCUUCAUGUUCGGGUUCCCUCAGGCGCUCGAUGAGCAGGACCUGGACGGGGGAGGGGAGAGCGAGCAGGCCAUGCUGCCCCCCCCCCUCUCCAUGGAAUACCAGGGCGCCAAACCCAACGGCGCCAUCCACGGCUUCGACAUCAACAGUGGACUGUCAGUGUGUGAGCACCUGAGAGUGAUCCCGCGGGUGACCAGGCACCUCCUCUCCAACCCCGUGUUCAGCUGCAUCACGCUGGCGGCGUGCAUGGAGAUCGCCGUGGUCGCCGGCUUCGCUGCCUUCCUGGGAAAAUACUUGGAGCAGCAGUUUAACCUCACCACCUCCUCAGCCAAUCAGCUGCUAGGUAUGACCGCCAUCCCCUGCGCGUGUCUGGGGAUCUUCCUGGGGGGGCUGCUGGUGAAGAAGCUCAACCUAUCGGCUCUGGGAGCAGUCCGCAUGGCCAUGCUGGUCAACCUGGUGUCCACCGCCUGCUACGUCUCCUUCCUCUUCCUGGGCUGUGACACCGGGCCUGUUGCCGGGGUUACCGUCGCCUACGGCAACGAGACGUUGAAGUCGUGGCAGCGGCCUGAGUCGGCGUGCAUCAACAACUGUAACUGCUACACAGCGUCAGUGAGCCCUGUCUGCGGGUCCAAUGGAGUCACCUACCUCUCAGCCUGCUUCGCUGGCUGCACCAAACCAAACCUGACCGGCUGUACGUGUAUAUCCAGCUCCAGUGAGGAUGCCGUGGCUCUUCCAGGAAAGUGUCCAAGUCCGGGCUGUCAGCAGGCCUUCCUCACCUUCCUCUGUGUCAUCUGUGUCUGCAGCAUGAUCGGAGCCAUGGCCCAGACGCCCUCCGUCAUCAUCCUCAUCAGGUGA